CAAGUUCAGAGAAAACAAAACAUGGGUCUAUUAUUUUCGCUGCCAUCAACUUGCCUGCUACUCAAGUUCACAGUCUUCUUGAAAAGUUGGCCGCAGCAAACCCAACAAUGAGAUUUUUUCUAGAGGGCAAGAAAAAGACCAUACAGGAAAAACUUGAACGGUCUCAUGUGACGCUUGCCCACAAGAGAAGCCAUGGCGUAGCAGCUGUAGCCAGCUAUGGUCAGCACUUGAACAGAGAGAUACCCGUAGAGCUCACGGAGCUCAUCUACAACGACAAGAUGGCAGCUCUAACUGCCAAUGUCGGAUGUGUGGACGGAGAGACGGUAGUCUCCAAGAACGAAUGGCCACAUGUUACGUUGUGGACUGCAGAAGGCGUUACUGCGAAAGAGGCCAACACGUUACCUCAGCUUUACUUAGAAGGGAAGGCGAGCCGCGUGGUGAUAGAUCCUCCGGUGUCAAUCUCGGGUCCUCUGGAAUUAUAUUUCUGCAAGCUCAAAGGAAUUGUUGUUACAAUGUUUCUAACGCGAUUUGUCGGGAGGAGAUUCUUGGCGGCUGCAUCGGCGAGAUCGGAGUCCACUACUGCAGCAGCUGCCUCAGCGAUUCGGACGCCCCAAAAUCCACUUGAGGAGUUCUUUGAGUUUGACAGAAGCCAGGAUGAAGAUAAACCUGUUGUCUACGGUCGAGGUUGGAAAGCUUCAGAACUACGUCUCAAGUCGUGGGAUGAUCUUCAGAAGCUGUGGUACGUUCUUCUCAAAGAGAAAAACAUGUUGAUGACUCAGCGUCAGAUGCUUCAAGCCCAGAACAUGCAGUUUCCAAACCCUGAACGCAUUCCAAAGGUGAGGAGAUCAAUGUGCCGCAUUAAGCAUGUGCUUACAGAGAGAGCGAUUGAAGAACCAGAUCCUAGAAGAUCAGCCGAGAUGAAGAGAAUGGUAAAUGGUAUGUGACCCAUUGGCUCUUGUUUUGGCAACCUAGCAGUAAGCUCGAGUCUAUUCGCAGAGGUGUUUAGUUUUUGGUAGUAAGAAAUAACGCAAGAGGCUGAAGAAGACUUGGUAUUUUGUCCUUUUGGAGCUGGUCUAGUGAUUGUCAUUGUAGUGUCUGGCAGUAGAAAAAUGUUAUAUAAACAUUCCUGUAACCU
Messenger RNA from Arabidopsis arenosa, 1135 nucleotides. The record is from the annotation of a GenBank genome assembly. NCBI's taxonomy places the organism in Eukaryota, Viridiplantae, Streptophyta, Magnoliopsida, Brassicales, Brassicaceae.